AUGUCGUCUCCGCCGAGGUCAGGCAAGACUGCCCCGCGUCUUGUGCAAGAUCUCCAUGACUAUGACCCGGCUCAUCCUCCAGGCUCCGGCCGCAACCUGCUAUCGGAUGUACCCCCGGCCUUUCCGGAUUACUAUACUGGACCGCCGGAACUCAUAUCGCCUUCAGCCUGCCGUCAUACCUAUGUGACCAAGCCAAACCAAAGCUUUUUGCCUCAACCAGAGAAGAGAAGCAGCUCGGGCAACCCCAUCAAAGUAUCGGCGAUAUGCUCCCAGUGCCGGUACCACCUGCAGGUCGUCGUGACCUCGACACCGGGGAUUGGCAGUCAAAGCUUGCCGGGCCACAUACAUCACCUGGUAUACAAAUCGGGGAGGCAAGUAGGGGGUGCUUCGGCCGAGGAGGUCACACCUAAGGGCCAGACUGCAGAGACGUUCCAUUAUGAUUGCUCCUACCUCACGUGCCCGGUGGUGGUGUCAGUACGGGUUGUCUCCCCAGUGCUCCAUCCUGACUGGGUACAACUAUUGACGGAUCCGGAACUGCUGCGGGAGCGAGCGGACGAGGCAAUUGCAGCACAUCCCGAGCGCCUGGAAGGAAUAGCUCGGCCGCAGCCCAUCAAUGUGCUGGAAAACCUGCGCGCAUAUAUCAGCAAUGCCUUCCUCACCAGCCAACAAGGUAAAUCCAUAUCAGCGAUCAACAAGAGAUUCAUGACGUGUUUCGGUGUUGAGGGAAAGCCCUGCAAAGACCUGUUAGAGUUCUUAGGAUUUGCUGUCAAGAACGAGGGAUUCUGGGACCCUCCGCGUCCUAAUCCUUGGGCUGAAAAUCCCUACCAGGAUCAACUCAAAAUCUUUCUCGAUGACGUUUUGCAUGAACUUUCCGCACUAAUCGAGCAACGGCCAGUGUUGGAGAAGAAGGGCCAUCAACUAGAAUAUUCUCAUCGUCCAGCACGAGAUGACCUCCUCUAUGCCUUGGAGGCCCAGGACUACCAGAAGGCCUUAGGUAUCGAAGAAUUCCAAAUGCCACCUGCGCCAUACUAUGAAGAUCUAGGUGUUGUGGAAGAUAUGUCGUCCCAGUCAAUUGUCGAGGCUUUCAAUCGACAGGUCGCAGUAGACCCUGCGCGUAUGCCUGCAUAUUUGAAAUGUCUGAAAGAAAUUGGAGGUCUCAGAGCUGGCCCUGAACAUAACACUAUCGACCAGGCUGUUCAGGUAGCCUAUGCCGAUGGCAAAUACACCGAUGACGAUGUAGCCGAUGCUUACAAGUAUUUUGGCUUGACUCAUGAUGACCCGCGACUUACCGAAGAUAGUAUAAUCGGGACAUUCCAUGCGUACUUGAGCUCCACCACCCAGGAAAUUGAAUCCCGCAGGCAAUUGUGGAGGAUAGGUGACAGUAGGCGUAGCGAGCGCAUCAAAUCAGCUGCCGAAGACAUGGCGACUGUUGAACAGGCCCAGGUCUACCUUGGUGUCAGCGAUGGAACCAGCGACGAUUUCAUAAUGGCAAUGUACACGGCCAAGGUCAACGAUACCCCGUCAAGCAGAGACCUCGCACGACGUGCAGUUGAACUCAUUGCCGAGGCGCGAAAAUCGGAUGCUCUCCGACACUUCGUCAAGACUGGCGAGAUGACGAGCGGUGAGAUGGAUAUCGGUGAUGCCUACCGUCUUCUACAGAUACCUGAUCGCACAGUCGACGAAGCCGCCAUCAUGGCGGCCUAUACGAUUUGUGUCGAUGAAGCCCCAGCACAGGCUGACACGUAUAAUCAAGCCUUACGUAUAAUUGCCAAGGACAAGAAUAGUCCUUUGCUGAGCAGUAUGAUCUCAGGUGAUGAUACAAAGCCGGACCGCGAUAUGUCGGAGUGGCCGGUAGGAUUGCAGAACAUCGGAAACACAUGCUACCUCAACAGCCUGUUGCAAUUCUACUUCUCAGUUCGUCCAUAUAGGGAGAUGGUCUUGGAUUUUGAAAAUUUCAAGAUGGACUUGAGCGACGAGAGUUUGAGUCGGAAGCAGGUGGGGUCUCGCAAAGUCUCCCAAAAGGAGGUGGAACGUUCUCAAAAGUUUCUAAGGGAACUGCGAACGUUGUUUUCCGAUAUGAUCACUUCGUCGUCUUCCUAUGUCAUCCCAGGCCAGGAAUUAGCGCGUUUAACCUUGAUCAGUCCUUCUAACGAAGCAGCGAUCCGUCGCCGGUCGACAAUCUCAGCAUACAGACCCGCGGGUGCUCUUGGUGAAAUCAAUGGCAUGCCGGUCCUAGGCCCUCUUGGUCCCCCACAGCUGAUUCCAGAGAAGGAGACAGAGAAACCGACAGCCACCGAAAGUGAGGCGUCUAAACAAUCAACAACCAGUGAUGUGGAUAGCGAGGCUACUCUUGUCUCCGACGGUGUUAAGCACGACGUCAAGACAUCCCAGUUUGACGACAAGGAGAACGAACCUCCGGGUGAUUCUGAGAUGAAAGAUGUACAGGAUGAACCGAAUGGGUCAGCUGCCCAGGUGUCUUCUUCCGAUACAACAUCUAUAGACCAACCUGAGCCGUCCAGCCGACCACCGCCGGUGCCUCCACGACCGACUCCACAAGUUGAUGCCCAGAAGCAGCUUAUAGAGGAUGUCGAAAUUGGUGCCCAGCAGGAUGUGACGGAGGUUAUCAACAACGUGCUUUUCCAAAGCCAAUGUGCUAUCCGGCCUAUUGCACAUUCUCCAGAUGGCGAGCAGAUCGACCAAGUAAAAGAUCUGUUUUACGGACGCACCCGAUCUUACAUCGCAUCAGAGAAAGGUAUACGGUCCAAGGAAGAAUGGUGGGCUGACAUCAAGAUUGAUGUUGCAUCUGGUCCUCGCGACAUAUACGCCGCAAUUGACGGCGCCUUUGACGUCCAGAAAGUGAAUGUCGAGAAUUCUGUGGCUGAGCAGUAUGGCGCAAUUAGCAAGCUUCCACCAGUACUUCAGAUUCAGGUUCAGCGAGUCCAAUUUGAUCCUGCGACGAAGCGCUCUUUUAAAUCCACUCACCAUCUUGGACUGAAGGAAACCAUCUAUCUCGAUCGGUACAUGGAUACUCAGCAGCCCGAGUUCCUGGAUCGGCGACAGCAAUCUUGGCAAUUGAAAAGCUCACUCCGAGAGCUCGAGGCGCGUCGUGCGGAGUUAUUGCGCCAGUCGGAGUCCGACGGCAUGGAUACGGCGGGCCUACUCAACAGUGCGAAGGAGAUUCUCGACGACCUAAUCUGUAUGAAGAAUGAGCCAGAAUUUGCGGGGGAAGCUAUUGAUAUUGACCCCCGAACGGCGGCUGAGCUUGAUCAGCUCUCCCAAAUAGCAAAGGCUGACUUGAUAUAUGUCGAAGACCAAAUCAAGGAGACUGAGGCCAUGAUUUCCAGUCAGUUUGCCGAUUACAAGCAUCUGGCGUAUCGGCUGUACGCGGUAUUCGUCCAUCACGGGUCGGUCUCAUUCGGCCAUUACUACAUUUAUAUCUUUGACUUUGAGCGGAAAGUCUGGAGGAAAUACAAUGACAACUAUGUCACCGAAGUGGAUAACCUGGACGAAAUCUUCCAGGACGAUGGACAGCAAAACCCGCCGACGCCUUACUUCCUGGUGUACGUCAAUGACGCGUUGAAGGAUCGACUAGUCAACCCGGUCUGCAGGGAGAUCAUCGAAACCUCGUCGGCGAACACCACCGGAGAUAUAAGCAUGAACCCACCGGCGUAUGACGAGAUCUGGGGUGAAAAUAGCGAACCAGGUACGGGAGCCGAUCAUCCCAUGAAAGAGGCCACGGGAGAUGUUGAUGCAGUAACUACCGGACUAUUAGGAGGAUGGCAAGGGAAUACAGGCGCUGACAUAGAAAAUGUGGAGUGGUAGGUUCAGGUGUCAAGUCGCCGGACCGACUCUCAUCGAUUCCACUCAAACGCAAGGGCUUGGAUGAUGUGGUGAGCUGAUCACGUACUAAGACCAGAGUUCGACUGGAGCAGGCUGGUCUGCUUGGCUUUCUUUUCGCGUGACGACUUGAGGGUAUAUUGUGGAUGGGUGAUCACCUAGCGA
This is a messenger RNA of Aspergillus sclerotioniger CBS 115572, 4002 nucleotides long. RefSeq names its product ubiquitin-specific protease UBP2. The record is from RefSeq and is a predicted model, not a curated record. NCBI's taxonomy places the organism in Eukaryota, Fungi, Ascomycota, Eurotiomycetes, Eurotiales, Aspergillaceae. The coding region runs from base 1 to 3822 and encodes 1273 amino acids. Gene Ontology annotation, molecular function: cysteine-type deubiquitinase activity; proteasome binding. The transcript has 11 exons. Gene Ontology annotation, biological process: protein deubiquitination; regulation of proteasomal protein catabolic process; proteasome-mediated ubiquitin-dependent protein catabolic process.